Messenger RNA from Cetraspora pellucida, 251 nucleotides. Lineage: Eukaryota; Fungi; Glomeromycota; Glomeromycetes; Diversisporales; Gigasporaceae. The record is from the annotation of a GenBank genome assembly.
AAAACUCUAAUGUUAAGCCUGAUGAAUUUGACCAAUAUUGUGAACUCCUCUCAAUUGCUCUUGAUGAAGAAUCUUGUCCUUUAGAAUGGUGGUGUAAACACAAUACCUUCUUUCCUACUAUAGUGAUUUUAGCAAAAAGAUAUCUUGCAGUGCUGGCAUCUUCUGUACCAUCAGAGUGUCUAUUUUCUGAUGCCAGAAAUCAUAUAAUAGAUAAGCAUAAUAGACUUGAUCCAGAUUUUUUGAACAAAUUA